CUCGGGAGGCGGGUUCUCGGCGCGCCGGGUCCACGCUUUGCGCUCGGAGCCGCGGCAGUCUGUCGGCCGGCAGCCCUCGAGGCGAGAUGACGGCCUGCAAGCGAGUGGCGAAGGAGCUGGAGGCCCUUCAGAAGGACCUUCCCCGGUACCUGAGGAACCUGCGCAGCGAUGAUGCCAACGUCCUGGAGUGGCACAUGCUCCUCCUGCCGGACGAGCCUCCAUACCACCACAAGGCCUUUGGUGUACGCAUCAGCUUCCCCAGAGAUUACCCACUCAAGCCUCCCACAGUGGCCUUCACAACCAAGAUCUACCACCCCAACGUGGAUGAGAACGGACAGGUCUGCCUGCCCGUCAUCAGCAAAGGCAACUGGGAGCCCACCACCAAGGCCUUCCAAGUCCUGGAGGCCCUCAACAGGCUGGUGAACAGACCAGAUCUGGAGGAACCCGUGAGGCUGGAGCUGGUUGACCUGCUGACCCAGGACCCAGAGCUGUUCAAGCAGAAGGCAAAGGAGUUCACCCUCCAGUUUGGAGAGGACCGGCCCUCCUAAUUCCGGGUCUGACCCCUCUCCACACUGGGUCCAAGACACCUUACAGACCUGGGCU
Ochotona princeps (American pika) is the source of this 603-nucleotide messenger RNA. It is a transcript of the gene UBE2L6, whose product is annotated as ubiquitin conjugating enzyme E2 L6. The coding region runs from base 87 to 548 and encodes 153 amino acids. Lineage: Eukaryota; Metazoa; Chordata; Mammalia; Lagomorpha; Ochotonidae. The transcript is spliced from 4 exons. The record is from RefSeq and is a predicted model, not a curated record.